Messenger RNA from Scleropages formosus (Asian bonytongue), 1790 nucleotides. Its product is annotated as synapse-associated protein 1-like. Gene Ontology annotation, biological process: TORC2 signaling; regulation of short-term neuronal synaptic plasticity. The transcript is spliced from 9 exons. NCBI's taxonomy places the organism in Eukaryota, Metazoa, Chordata, Actinopteri, Osteoglossiformes, Osteoglossidae. Bases 141 to 1253 code for a protein of 370 amino acids. Gene Ontology annotation, cellular component: Golgi apparatus; synapse; cytoplasm. The record is from RefSeq and is a predicted model, not a curated record.
GAGUGCCGCACGCGGAAAUGGGAGCAGGAAGCGCGUUCCUCCAUCGCUGUCAUGAUGAGUGAGGGCUGACGGGCGAUGGAGGAACGAUCCUCGCUCCGUGUUAAUGCUGUAUCUGAACAGUAGCGUCGCGUGUCGACACCAUGUUUCAGGUGUGGGGCUCGUGGCUGGGAAGCAGGGCGCCUGGAUACAGAGAGGAGGAGGAGGAGGAGGCGGCGGCGGCGGAGGGAGCUGGAGACACUGAAGGAAGCGGCGUGAAGACAGAGGCGGGGAGCGCGCACGGAUACACAGCGUACACUGCGCGCUUCGACGCCGCUCCUUGGACCCGCGCUCUGGGCGGUUACGUAUAUGAUUUUGCAAGUAACGCUACAAAAAGGAUAGUGGAGUCGGUCACAGAAACGGCACAGACCUUCAAGAAAAGUGUGGAUACAGAGAAUAUCGAUAAUAUUAUUGAUAAGACAAUUCUUGGAGAUUUCCAGAAAGAACAGAAAAGAUUUGUUGAGGAAAAGAAAUCAAGAACAACAAGUGCAGCAGUGCCACCAUGGGUGGGAACUAAUGAUGAAGAGACCAUUCAGCAACAGAUUCUGGCUUUAUCUGCUGACAGAAGGAACUUCCUGCGGGACCCCCCUGCUGGAAUUCCGUUCCACUUUGACCUUGACCAGAUGUACCCUGUGGCACUGGUGAUGCUGCAGGAGGAUCAGCUGCUCAGGAUGAUGCGCUUUGAUCUUGUUCCUAAGCAUGUGAAGGAAGAUGUUUUCUGGAGGAAUUAUUUCUACCGCAUCUCUCUGAUCAAGCAGUCUGCUCAACUCAGUGAACUAGCCGCUCAGCAGGAAGCCACCAGAAGAGAGAAGGCAGGGAGAAAGGACACCAAUUUGGAUGGCAUUGUCCUCACAGGUUUAAAAGUUUUGAAUAAUUUCUACAAUGCAGAAAACAUUGGACUGAGAAUACCUCCCAUGACCACUCACAGCCAGAAUGCCAGUGAGCUGGAUGAGAGCAUCUCAACUAGCCCUGGCAUGUCUGAAUUUGUGAGCGAUACCUUUGACCUAUGCAGCAUCAAUCAGGAGGACCUGCAGAAGGACAUGGAGCAACUAGUCCUGGACAAGAAGGAUACAGUAGCCUAUAUGAAGAGAGAGACUGCAGAUUGGGAGAGAGAGCUGCAGCAGGAGCUGGACAAGUAUGAAGUUGUGACUGACUUUCAAAGCACGGAUGACAGCUGGGACAGAGAGAUUGAGGAAAUGCUGAAGGCAGACUGUUAGGCUGUCUGUGUUUGGAUCCUCAACCUUAAUUUCCCAAAACUGAUGAAGAACUGAAGACAGUCAUCAGCUAUGGGAUAUCUGCAGUCAACCUGCCUUCUGUAAACAUGCAGUGACAUUUGGAGAGAGAUUUUGAUAUACAUGAAACCAAGUCUCACUUUUGAGAUGAAAAAGUCAAGUGGACAUUUCAUGUAUCAGUCUAAAUGGCUUCUUGCCCUUAUAUACAUAAUGUAGUGGCUCAUUCAGAAUGCCAUCCAGUGCUGUAUGGAUUAUGCUGAUAUGCAAACAAUGUGAUGUGGUUUGUAAACUACAAGUAAACUAUGAUUAACAACAAUCUUGGAGGCAGCAGGUAGUAUUUCUGUCACCUUGUAGCCUGAGGAUUCCUUGUUUUAAUCCCACUUAUGCUGUCCUACUCUUGAUCAAGGCACUUACAAGGAAUCAAUGAAGAACACCUUGAAGUAUGAGUGCGUAAUUCAUUGUAAAUAUUAUCAUUGUAACUGCUCUUGACAAAUGUCAUCUAAAUAAAAGAAAAUAACUACU